Messenger RNA from Penicillium verrucosum, 495 nucleotides. RefSeq lists its product as uncharacterized. Bases 1 to 495 code for a protein of 164 amino acids. The record is from RefSeq and is a predicted model, not a curated record. Lineage: Eukaryota; Fungi; Ascomycota; Eurotiomycetes; Eurotiales; Aspergillaceae. The transcript has a single exon.
AUGCCAUUGAACCUCGGCCCUUUGCUACUUGAGGGACUUGCUGGUGAGAAGCACGUUGGGAGCUUUACGCUUACACCUGACCAAGACUUGGCUGGUCAGUUCUUCGGUGGCUCACACUACCGACUCAAUGGCCUAGACCCGACUCUGAAGGGCGCACUGCCCAAAAGCGAGUUUGUCGCAGAUGGCAUAGUGGUUCUCCAUUUGGAGAUUAGCACAUCGGGAAUUUACAACGAUAUCCAACAGGGUAAGGUCUUUCACUUUUCGAGUGCCCCUCAACUCCGUCGAUGUUCUUAUGAGGUCAAUGAGGCGGGCGAGAGAGGAGUGACUAGGGACCAUCCUAUCUUUGAUUCCACAGACCACGCUGAGCCCACACCAUUUACUCAAUGGAAAAUCAAGGUGCUGAACCCGGAGGAAUUCGAUUUGAGUGGGUUAACAGGGGUUGAUCUUGAUUGGAAAGGACAUGUUCGUUUUGAUCCGACGAGAAAGUUACAGUGA